Messenger RNA from Venustampulla echinocandica, 1611 nucleotides. RefSeq names its product putative quinate permease. NCBI's taxonomy places the organism in Eukaryota, Fungi, Ascomycota, Leotiomycetes, Helotiales, Pleuroascaceae. The transcript has 3 exons. The record is from RefSeq and is a predicted model, not a curated record. The coding region runs from base 1 to 1611 and encodes 536 amino acids. Gene Ontology annotation, cellular component: membrane. Gene Ontology annotation, biological process: transmembrane transport; carbohydrate transport. Gene Ontology annotation, molecular function: carbohydrate:proton symporter activity.
AUGGGUAUCUUCACCAAGGUCGAAGAUAGGCCGACGCCUUCCAAUGUCUACAACUGGCGGGUGUAUGCCAUUGCUGCGGUUGCCGGCUCUGCAGCAAUCAUGAUCGGCUACGACAGCGCGUUCAUCGGCGGGACUCUUGCGCUGCCCUCCUUCAAGGACGAAUUCGGCUUCGAGAAGCUCUCCAAAGAAAAACUCAACCUGCUCAAUGCCAAUAUCGUCUCUUGUUAUCAAGCCGGUGCCUUCUUCGGGGCACUCUUCGCCUAUAUCGCUGCAUUCUUCCUCGGUCGAUCUCGUGGCCUGGCUGUGUUUUCUGCUAUCUUUGUAGUUGGUUCAGGAAUGAUGCUCGGGGCUAGUGGUGAGAGAGGACUCGGUCUCAUGUACGGUGGACGGGUCCUUGCUGGAAUUGGGGUGGGUGGAGCUAGUAACUUGGCUCCAAUCUAUAUAUCGGAGAUUUCGCCUCCAGCUAUUCGAGGCAGACUCGUAUGCAUGUUUGAGUUGGGAUGGCAGAUUGGUGGGCUCGUUGGCUUCUGGAUCAACUACGGCAUCGCCGAAUCCAUGCCGGAAUCUCACAAGCAAUGGAUCAUUCCAUUUGCUGUCCAACUUAUCCCAUCUGGCCUUUUGCUUAUCGGAAGCUUCUGGCUCCACGAAUCCCCGAGAUGGCUGAUGUCCAAGGGUAUCCGGGAAAAGGCCGUUAAAAAUCUUUGCUGGAUCCGACAACUGCCCGAGGAUGAUAUUUAUAUCAAGGAAGAGAUGUAUGCCAUUGAACAGAACAUCGAGCGCCAAAUGGCGGAAGGAGGACAAGGAUUCUGGCAGCCAUUCAAGUUGCUGGCGAACAGUCGUCGAAUCCAAUGGAGAUUUUUCCUUGGAGGGUCGCUCUUCUUCUGGCAAAACGCUUCUGGUAUCAAUGCCAUCAAUUAUUACUCGCCAACCGUCUUCAAGAGCAUCGGUAUUGUCGGUACGAACACGUCACUCUUUACAACGGGCCUCUUCGGAGUUGUCAAGACAGUGUUUACCCUGGUCUACCUAGUCUUCCUCGUUGACCAAUACGGAAGAAGAAGACUACUAAUGAUUGGUGCUAUUGGGGGCAGUUUAUGUUUGUGGUAUGUAGGGGGAUAUAUUGCCGCAGCCAACCCAGCUAGCAAAUCCACCAGCACUCUUGAUGGCGCGGGAAUAUCUGCUGUAUUCUUCUUCUACCUCUGGACGGCAUUCUACUCGCCCACAUGGAACCCCACCCCAUGGGUCUUGAACAGUGAGAUGUUCGAUCAAAAUGUUCGAACCCUUGCGCAGGCGUUUGCUGCUGCCAACAACUGGUUUUGGAACUUCCUGGUGGCACGAUUCACGCCUCAAAUGUUUGACAAGAUGGGAUACGGCGUUUACUUUUUCUUCGCCGGCCUCAUGAUGUUUGGUGCUGUUUUCGUUUACUUCUUCAUCCCCGAGACCAAGAAUAUCCCCCUUGAGGCCAUUGACCGCCUCUUUGAUCGUAGCCUCAAGGCAACCUCUGCACAUAGAAUUGUGUGGAAAGAGCUCGAGGAGGAAGAGGAGAUCCUCCGUCUCGGACUUGCUGGGGAAUCAGAGAAGGAGGCCGCGGUUCGGGAGGUGGAGGAGGCUUGA